This is a messenger RNA of Galendromus occidentalis (western predatory mite), 1308 nucleotides long. RefSeq names its product MFS-type transporter SLC18B1. The transcript has a single exon. Gene Ontology annotation, biological process: transmembrane transport. The record is from RefSeq and is a predicted model, not a curated record. Lineage: Eukaryota; Metazoa; Arthropoda; Arachnida; Mesostigmata; Phytoseiidae. Gene Ontology annotation, molecular function: transmembrane transporter activity.
AUGACGGCCAUCCUGGAGGUCCCGGAGAGGAAAAUGGCAGGGAAAGCGGCCGCUCCGAGCGGCCUGAAAUGGGGACGGGCUUCUCUCGUAAUCGUCUUCAUAAGUUUCGGUUUCCUUCUACAAAGUGCAAACUAUUCUCACGUCACAUCAUUCUUCAAUGUUUACGCACUCGAGAAGAAAGGACUUUCUUCGACCCAGUAUGGCAUCAUAAUGGGGUCCUACAAUUUCGUAAUGGUAUUCGUGUCGCCUCUGACGGCGAACAUCGUCGCUCGGAACUUGAUCGGGGACAAAAGCCUCAUGUUAUUCGCUUGGACUUUCGACGCGAUAUUCUGCCUGAUCAUGUCGUUCGUGUGUAAUUUUGGAGCGGGAACUCCAUUUUUCGUCGGAGCUCUAGCGAUCCGGAUUCUCGAGGCUUUCGGAGGGGCAAUGGGUUUCGUGAUGCCAUACGUAUUCACCGGGAUAGAACUAAACGAGAUCAAUCACAUUAUGAUCCCGGUACUGGAUACCAUUUACGGAUGGGCGGUCGUAGUAGGGCCAUCGUUGAGUGGAUAUCUAUUCGAUACCGGGGGCUUCUCCUUGCCAUUUUGGGUAUUGGGAGCAGCCUUGCUGUGUUGGACACUCUUGGCGGGGUGUUUCCUCCCUACACCAGUGAAAAAGGGAAACGAAGAGGAGCAGACAAGCGGAGGUGCGAGCCUAUGGAAUGUACUGGAAUUCCCUGUGAUCGUAGACGUGCUGUGCACGAUAAGUGUGUACAUACUGAUCACAUUCAAUGAGUCAACGCUCGCUCGGCACCUCAAUAAGAAUUUCGGCUACGACGCGACCCAGUCCGGAUUGUUGUUUUUCGCAGUGGGGGGUGUCUACGCUGCAAUGAGUUUGAUCUUCGGAUUCCUUUCGAAAAAAGUCCCUGAUCCCCGCCAUUUCGUGCUAUGCGGUCAAAUCGUAACCCUUGUCGCCCUAGUUCUACAGGGACCUCUGAUUCCAAUGGAACAAACGGAAACGACCCUCAUCAUAGCUCAAAUGCUCUUGGGUGCGGGAGCCGGUCCAGCGUUCGGUUGCUGUUACCUGCAUGCUUUGUGGCACCUCUCGGAUGGAGAUGAGAAAAAAUAAACGCACGCUGCUCUAGCGGCAAUUUUCGUUCCUGCCUUUGCGAUUGGGGGAUUUAUCGGGCCGAUCGCCAGCAACAUUGCCCUCGAAUAUUUCUCGUACGCUACGACGGUCGCUCUCUGCGCGGUACAGGGCGCGGCCGUAUCGAUCCUACUUCUGUGCACAAUUUGUUUUGGUGUCAAUAGAGCUGAAAGGAAAAGAUGA